CGUACCCGGAAACUAUCAAGUCACUGAAGCGAUUGUUGUUGUCGGCUGCAAGCGUCUUGAUGAGAUUUUGGAAUUUGGACUCGCUGCAGAGCGACUCCGUAUUUUGACAGUUUAGGAGGCUGUCAGUGAUUGAAACUGAGACAUGGCCGACAUUCAGAAUCAAGAUGUUGAUGCGAUGUUUACUUCAAAAACAGAGAGGACUUUUCAGUAUGAUGAACAACUUCCAAGUUUGCCAGUACCAACAUUACAGCACACCCUAGAGAGAUACCUGGAUUCUGUGCGGCCACAUGUAACUGAGGAGGAGUAUAGACAAACAGAAUUUAUUGUGCAACAGUUUGCGUCUGGUGUGGGUAAAGAUCUUCACAGACAAUUGCUGAAAAGAGCGGGCUCAGAGAGGAAUUGGCUAGACUCAUGGUGGUUGGACUAUGCCUACUUGGACUUCAGGCUACCCCUGGCCCCGCUCCUCAACUUUGCUGGUCCUGGCCCCUACAUGUACCACCACUUACCAAUCAAAGAAGGAUCUGCUGUAGAAAGGGCUGGAUUGCUUGUAUAUUUAAAUUCGAAAUAUUGGCACUUGGUCAGAAAAGAAAGAAUUAAGCCAGACAAGGACAGUAAAGGAAACAGACUUUCAAUGAACCAGUUCAGACGUCUCUUCAGUACUUGUAGAAUACCAGCACCUCAGAGGGACCAUCUCAAGACAUACUUUAAACCUGAAUCUGAGGGACCAACUCCACUUCACUUGACUGUGUUUUGUCGAGGGCGUAUUUUUGUCAUGAAAGGUGUUGAUGAAAAUGAGGAGCCCCUAACACCUCCAGAACUUCAGAAACAGUUUCAGUAUAUCAAGGAUAAGUGUGAUAGAGAGCCUGAGGGACCAGGUCUUGGUGCUCUCACAGGGGACUAUAGGGCAACAUGGGCACAGAUAAGAAGCCACCUUGUUGCCUUGCACCCACAAAACUAUGCAAACCUCGAAACUAUACAGCAGAGCAUAAUGUGUGUGAUAUUUGACGACAGCUGUCCAGCAGAUGAAAAUGAUGUGUUCAAGUUGGGUCUUGCUGGUGAUUCUACAAACAGAUGGUAUGAUAAAUCUCUUACCAUGAUUUUCUUCAAAAAUGGACUGGCUGCCUCAAAUUGUGAUCAUUCACCCAUGGAUGCUAUGACCUUGGUGACGACUACGUUUUAUGUUGACCAAAAUGUGUUGAAAUGUAAAGGAAAAUGGCAGGGAACUCAAGAAAUACGACAGUUAGAUCCUCCACAGGAGCUGGUGUUCAGGAUAGAUGAUGUUGUAGAAAGGGGAAUAAUUCAUGCAAAACAGGUUUAUAAUGAAAUAGCAAACAAUUUGCAGUGUUGUACAAAGCAUUACAAUAAAUAUGGUAAACAAUUCCUACGACAUUUCAAACUACAUCCAGACACACAUGUGCAGAUGAUACUGCAGUAUGCUUACUAUAAACUGUAUAAAAAACCUGCUCCAACAUACCAAACAGGUACAACGAGAAAGUUUUACAAUGCAAGAACUGAAACAGUGCGAUCUUGCUCUCCUGAGGCCAUAGAAUGGGCUAAAGCCAUGCUCAAUCCAGAUGUAAAUAACAGAACAAAAGUUGCGCUUUAUCGUCAAGCAGCAGAGAAACACAAUAGGCUUAUGGCAGAAGCCACUGAAAAUCAUGGUUGUGACAGGCAUUUAUUUGGUCUCCAGAUCCUUGCCCUUGAAGGAGGACUACCAAUGCCACAAAUAUUCACCGACCCGGCUUAUACCAAAAGUGGAGGAGGCGGAAAUUACGUGUUGUCAACAAGUUUUGUGGGUUACACCUCAGUAUUUGGAGGUGUUGUGCCUAUGGUUGAACAUGGUUAUGGUACAUUCUAUAGAAUUGAACAGAAAAGCAUUUCUAUAUUUGUAUCAGCCUGGAAGUCAUGCAGUCAGACGGAUGCAGUUCAGUUCAGCAAUACAGUAAAGGAAUGUCUUGAUGAUAUCAGUGAACUGUUAGUGGAAACAGAAAAACUUGCAAGACUUUAGGUCUCAAAGUUUUCAUCAAAAAUAGUUUAGCAUGAUUCUAAUUUAGACAUUUUCAAAUAAAUGCAGUAAAUAAUACAACUUGAGAUAUUAAAAGAAAGAAGGGUUUUAAAUUGUAAUGUGCUACAAACAAAUAAUGGCAGUUUUAAAAUAGUUUUCUAAACCAUGUUUUAUUUAUUGAUUCUGAUGCAUUAAUAUGAAAGACAGCGGUAUAUAAAUGAUGAUUUUAGUUUUGUUUUUAAAGUAAAUUUGUUUUAUGAUAUUCUUAUUCAACCACAUAUUUACAUAUGAUUUUUUUUU
Molecule: messenger RNA, 2305 nt
Organism: Mercenaria mercenaria
Lineage: Eukaryota; Metazoa; Mollusca; Bivalvia; Venerida; Veneridae
Product: peroxisomal carnitine O-octanoyltransferase-like
Exons: 16
Coding region: 143-2008 (621 amino acids)
Cellular component (GO): peroxisome
Molecular function (GO): carnitine O-octanoyltransferase activity
Source: RefSeq, a predicted model, not a curated record